AUGUCGGAGAAGCCCAGGCUCACCUAUAUCAAUGGAAGAGGGCGAAUGGAGUCCAUCCGAUGGCUGCUAGCUGCAGCUGGAGUGGAGUUUGAAGAAAUUUUUCUGCAAACAAGAGAGCAGUUACUGAAGUUAGGCCAAGAUGGAUCCCUGAUGUUCCAUCAAUUGCCGCUGGUUGAGAUCGACGGGAUGAAGUUGGUGCAGUGUAGAGCCAUCCUCAGCUACAUAGCAGGGAAAUACAAUCUCUAUGGGAAAGACUUGAAGGAGAGAGCCCUGAUUGACAUGUAUGUGGAAGGAAUAUCAGAUCUGAUGCAAUUGAUUUUGAUGUUUCCUUUCUCUCCACCUGAGGCAAAGGAGAAAAAUAUUGCCACAAUUGCAGAGAAGGCAACAGAGAGGUACUUCCCUGUCUUUGAAAAGGUCUUGAAACAGCAUGGCCAAGACUUUCUUGUGGGAAACCGAUUCAGCUGGGCAGAUGUUCAGCUCAUGGAAGCCAUUUUAGCAGUGGAGGAGAAAGUACCUUCUGUGCUUUCUGGGUUUCCUCAGCUGCAGG
Molecule: messenger RNA, 547 nt
Organism: Meleagris gallopavo (turkey)
Lineage: Eukaryota; Metazoa; Chordata; Aves; Galliformes; Phasianidae
Gene: GSTA3
Product: glutathione S-transferase
Biological process (GO): xenobiotic metabolic process; glutathione metabolic process
Molecular function (GO): glutathione transferase activity
Source: RefSeq, marked provisional